This is a messenger RNA of Paramuricea clavata, 21462 nucleotides long. The record is from the annotation of a GenBank genome assembly. Lineage: Eukaryota; Metazoa; Cnidaria; Anthozoa; Malacalcyonacea; Plexauridae.
AUGGCAACAUCUGAAUCCAGUCCACUGAAGGUGGAGCAGGAAGCGACAACGGAAACUGAUUAUUCGGAUUUGGAUAAGAUUUCAACGGAAAUGGAGCAGGAAUUAGAUGCAACGGAAAAUAGUGAUUCGGACUUGGACGAGAUUUCAACGCAGGGUGUUGAAGUAAACAUUGCUAUAGUUGGAAAAGCUGGAAGUGGUAGAUCAAGUUUUGUUAACGCCAUAAAUGGGUAUGUAUGAAAUUCUUGUAACCUUGCUUCGAGGCUUCAUAGUAUUAACUCAAACAAUAGUUCAUAUAUAUACUUUGAAACGUUAUAAUGCAGUUGUAUUUUCAAGUAUUCGAUUCGUAUAAUUUAGUUAUAUUGCUGUUAUGACCAGAACUACACAGUCAGUGUUUUCGGUCUUAUGUUAUUAUUAAACGGUGAAUUAUAUUUCACUGGAUAUGUUUCACUUUCACUUUGAGUUUCAUAGAGAUACUGAAGCGUGACGAGUAUAGUGUCAUAGUUAUAUGCUAAAUAAGGUUGUGUUUUGUAUAUUAUAGUAAUUCGUUUCAAGACAGUUUAUGAUGCAAGGCUCAAGUCAUUCUAACUGUUAUAAAAAAUUAAAUUUACAAGUAAUUAUGGCCUGUUCAUAUGAACCGGGCUGGCCCGUGCAUGAGGUUCCAUAAUGCUCGUGAUUUGUGCAAACCCUGCCUCGUCAGCAGCUAGUCAAUUAAUCCAACAUUACAUCGAUCAACAAUUUGAGAUUCACCAAAACUAAAUGUUUGCCAUUAUAUAGAUAUGCAUUAUUGUUUAUUUAAAGAAUAUGAAAGAAUUCAUGGUUUCCAACGACUGGCUAAUAGACAACGGUGAAAUCGUUACAUUAACUCAAUGACAAUGGCUCCAAUAUAUACAAAAGAACUAUUGUACGAUUUAAGUCACCCAGUGCAUUAUAAAAAAAAUACUGUACGUUAUGACGUUUUCAGUGCUAAUAACAGCAUAUAAGGAUAGCGAGCUACUGUUUUCAUUUUAUAAAUAAAUAUAAAAACAGUUAGUAAGCUAUCAGUGUUUGUUGUCUCGAUAAUUCUUCAUAUCACGCUCGAUCUUGUUCAAUAAUUGCUGCGUGUCUUAUUUGAAACCUUGCAGGCUAGAGAUAUAGCAAAAGCGAUCGUUUAAUCAAGUUUUCAAAGUUAAUGUUUCUCCUAUAUAACGAAAACAUAUAGUCCAUGAUACCAGUAAUCAUGCAGGACAAGAAUUCCCAAUUACAGGAUUGGCACAAAAUGUUCAUACUCACUCAUUCAUUACUCUUUUUUCUUUCAAGAGAACGUGUAGGAAUGGCGUCCACAGGCAACCAACCUGUUUCCUAUUCUCGCUCUGCAAACCCCAACAUCAAUUUUUCGAUACUACCCAAUAUUAAUCAGGAAACACAUCCUGCUUUCAAACGUUUCCUCGAAUCUGUUGAAAUUGAAAAAUUUGACGCAUUCCUUUUUUUCACUGCUCGGGAGUUCAAUCAAUGGCAUUCGAUAUUUGCCAAAAAAGUGGAGUCCAGCAACAAGCCAUUCUUUUUAAUUCGAGCAAAGAUCGAUGGCGACAUUUGUCCGGAAGAAGAAAUUGACGAAGGCAAGAUGAUUGAGGAGAUCAAGGCGGAUCUUGCAGAUAAUUUAAAAGUGCAUUUUUGUGAUGGAUAUAAAGUCUAUCUUAUAAGUAAUAAACACCCAGACAAAUGGGAGUUUUACAAGCUUGCAAAAGCAAUCGCAGAUUCUUUACCUUCUCCUCAAAAAAAGUGCUUCAACAGGAUUCCGAAGGACCUUAAAGAGUUAAUAGUCUGGCAAGAAUUUCAGAGUUUUCUUAAAGGUAUCAAUGCAAAUUAUACAGUAUUUGUACGCAUAACAAGUAUAAGUCUACAGGCAUUAUUUGGUUCUGCUUAUUUAAAACAUUUUGCGUUAUAAAGAUUGUUUCGUCACUGCUUGUGUUGCUCAUAGUUGCUGAUAUGCAUGACGUCAUAAUAGGCGAAGCCAGGCAUGAUAACUUAAAAUUUAGAUAGCAUUUUCAUCAGAAUAUUAUAUUUUGGUCAAGUAUACAUAAGAACGUAUCAAUAAUUUUGAUCCUUUUCUGAUCAACAGUUUACCGACCUUUUCUGCACAAGUUACAAAAUGUUGCCAGUAAACGAUAUAUCAGGCGAUAAUUCUGAAAUCUUUAUCAUAACUUUUAUAUUGUCUUCCAAUUUAAGUUUAUUAUUAUAUGUUGGACCCAAAACUUCACAGAUCAAAGGGGUUGACUAUAUCUAUACAAAACUGAGGUAUGACUGGAUGAUUUUGAAAAAAGUUGAUUAUCAUUUCCUUAACUUCUUUCUAUUUAACCUCAUAUCAUUUUGAAAUCUAUGCAGCCAAAUUGCCCAAAGCUGGAUGAAGCUGCCCAAAGUGUUGAUGGCUCAUUUAUAUGGACAAAAACUCCAAUGAUUUUUGUUGGUAGAUCACAGUUACAAAUCAUUGAAGUUAAAUGAAAAGAAGAUAAUUACUGUAAUUUUCACAGUAUAAUAUAUAGUACUUACAAUGUUAUUUAACUCCUUUCUAAACUUUGACCCUUAUUCCUAUUUUAACAGCGGUGUUAACUUUGGCAUAGCAAUCGCUUGGCAACGACAUAUUUUUUAGGAUAUGUUCGGCAAAUCUACAAAUAUUCAUUUCACAGUAUAAAUCUCCGUGGCUGAGAAUUGUAUUUGUAUGGAACAAUAGAGUUAUUACUAUCAGUCUGCUUAUAUCUAUUUAAAACAUGGCAUUUGUAAAUUCCAAACGCUAAUUGGCUAAGAGUCGUCGUGUAACUCGUGUUAAUAUAACUCAAUGUCAACACGGAAGAUUUAUUUCUUUAUAUUUGUUUGCGUUAUAUUAUAAAAAAAAUAUAAAACAUUUUUCCGUCUUGAUAUACAGUUUAACUAUAUCGAUCAAUACUCGUGGAAAUUGGAAAAAAUUCGAAAUUGUGUGAAAACCCUCCGCCCUUUUGGGCGUCGUGUUUCCACGCAAUAUCUCAUUUUCCCAUUUCACUCGUGCAUGCCCAGGCUCGAUUUGCCCGCGCCCACCUGUGCCUUCCUUAUAACGAGGGAAGGAAGGAGACAUCGAGACCAAAAUAGCCCAGACUUGGCAUAUGCCAUAUGACGGUCACACGAAACUGUCCUCAAUUUUUCGCUUUUAAUGCAUUUCGUUCACGAUUAGUCGAUAUCUCCUGCAAGAAUGAUACCGUAUAACUCUCAAAACAACGAUGCUUUAAUCAAAGAGCUUAAGUUCGCUCUGAAAUCCGUGAGGGAAUAACAAAAUUCGGCAAAAAUGUAUCCGCGUGCCGGGUUUGCUGUGCAAAAAGCGGAAGUCAUUGAACAACUCAAAAUACACUCAACCCUGAUUGGACAACGAAUAUCAACAAACAUUUCAAUUUUUUUUAACAAACACAAUUGUGAAAUACAAUUUAUUAUACAUAUUAUUAACGUACUACAGUUAUAUUUACAUGCAGUAAUAUUUACACUUUUAUAUAACGUUUGUGAAUAGUUUUGAUUGUAUGAUUGAAAUUAUUACAGUACCGUUAAAAAAAUUGAAAUGUUUGUUGAUAUUCGUUGUCCAAUCAGGGUUGAGUGUAUUUUGAGUUAUUCAACAACUUCCGCUUUUUACACAGCAAACCCGGCACGCAGAUAUAUUUUGGCCGAAUUUUGUUAUUCCCUCACGGAUUUCAGAGCGAAUUUAAGCUCUUUGAUUAAAGCAUCGUUGUUUUGAGAGUUAUACGGUACCAUUCUUGCAGGAGAUAUCGAUUAAUCGUGAAAGAAAUGCAUUAAAAGCGAAAAAUCGAGGAUAGUUUCGUGUGACAUAUGCCAAGUCUGGGCUAUUUUGGUCUCAAUGUCUCCUUCCUUCCCUCGUUAUAAGGAAGGCACAGGCGGGCGCGGGCAAAUCGAGCCUGGGCCUCCUGUGGUGCAUGUUGAUAUAUAGAGGAUAUUAGACGGUUGCGAAUGGAUGGAUUUUAUGUUCGAGUGGCAAAAACAAUAUCUCACGAGUGAGCGCAGCGAACGAGUUAGAUAUUGUUUUUGACACGAGAACAUAAAUCCAAUCUUCUCGCAACCGUUUAAUGCUCUGUUUAUUAUAUGGACUUACUCUGCAGGGGCCGGUUGUUCAAACGUGGGUUAGCGGUAACCCUGCAUGGGUUAAAAUUUAACCCCCUGUUUUGGUUUGUGUAGUUCUGCACGUUUGUUUAUCUCAAAACGUUAGAGAAGUAAACGCCUAUCGAUCAAGACAAUAUCUCUGAAGAAAUGUUUCCAAAUUUAUAGACAAGCUGUCACGAAGUUUGCUUUGAAUAUUAGGUUAACCUAGAGUUAAGCUAACCCAGCUUUGAACAACUGGAAAGAGUGACAAAAACACACACAAAGACGACAUGUAAAUAAGCGCGCGAAAGAUCGGUAUAUAUAAAAACAAUAUUUUUUAAAAUUAUAGUGCAAACAUAAAGCUAGAAUAAAUUUUACUUAUCUCAAAAUGUUUUUUAAAUGUUUUCAAGACAACAACAAUGAAAAUGGCGAGAAAUUUUCGGACUUUGUAUGUCACUCGUAGGGGUGAAAUACAGAAAAUACGCGCACCUGGUCCCGGAUGUAGUGACGUAUGAGUUCUACGAAAGUUUUAGUUUCCAGUGAAACACCAUUGUCCAUAUAAUAAAACUGUGUAUCAAUACGGAAAAUAUUUAUAUUUGUUAAAUAUGAUCCAUUUUUGCAAGCAUGCAUGCACUCUUAAGCCUGGUUCACACUAGCAAUUUUGUCGGCGAUUUUGUUUUUCUGGCGGAUGCAAAUGAGUGAACUCGCAUACAAAAGUAUAGAGUCGCUUGUAUGUCAUUCAUUUUAUCACAUUUGCCAGAAGGAGAAAAAUCGCCGACAGAAUUGUGAACCAGACUAAUUUAUCGCUUAUGUUAUGAAAAGCAACACAUAGCGAUGGAUAAAUGGAUAAAUAUUGUAGAAGCUGUCUAUUAAUAUUGUCGUAUUUCUGACUUAUUUUUCUCUGUUUAUCUAGAAUGUAUUGCUUAGAACGUUAAAAGCCGUGUUUAUCAGCAUAUGUUUGUACACGUGAGGGGGUCUAGUAGAUUUAAUUUAGUUUAUACAGGAAAACUAAACCGCUCAGUGUAAAAUGUUCAUGGCAACACGUUCAUGACGUACAAAUAUACAGUGCGUCGCCCUGCGCGACCUCAUAAGCAAUCCCGUAUAUCACCCACUGCGCUACCCUAAAAAUCUGGGUGGAUUGGUACCUACUAUACUAUAAUUCCAUUACGCACACCCUACAUAAAAUGCUGCUUAAUUAUGUAGAGACAGACGAAAAGGAAAAGACUGCAAAAAUUGCAAGGAUCUUUCCUAGUGUUCGUGACAUGAAACAGUUAUUCUCGAAAUGUGGAAUUGCGGGAAUGCAGCGCAUGAUGAAUGAAAAAUUGGAGGGAUGGAAAAAUGUUAAAAUAAACCUCGCCAUACUUGGAAAUUCUGGUGUUGGCAAAUCAAGCUUUAUUAAUGCCAUAAGAGGGUAAGAUUUUCUAGUUUGUUUUUAUGGUUUGUACGUAAUUUCAAUUCCGUAACUAGAAUUGAGCCUUCUGCAUGAUUAAUGAUUGCCAGGACCGUAUCACAAAGGUACGGACCUCUCUGGUUUUCGCGCCAAACUAACAAACUGAAGACAAUUUUCAAACUAAAUUAAAAACCUACCCAAAAAGUUAACCAACCCCAUUCUAGCGAGUGAAAAUAUUGUGCGUACCUAGGUGCAAAAAUAGUAUUGAGCUCACCAUGGAAUAUAAGUUAUUCACUGUUUUAUAAACGAUAAUUGCGAGCUGUUGUUACGUCAUAAACCGAAAAAAGUUAUCAUACUUGCUCUAGUUUACCCUGCUGGCAGUGGUUUCUGAGCUGAGGAGAAACCACUGCGAGCAAACGAACGACUUUUUACCGAGCAUGCACGAAGAGCACGUGAUGGGAAGUCACUAAUUUGACUUCAUUUCCUGUAGUUUGUUAUCUGUAAACAAGCGUGGCCUCUGAAGCGUGGCAUAGACUGUAGUACUGUUUUAUUUGUUGUCUGUCAGUUUUAAUCGAACGACUUUUUUAAUUCUACACGCAGUUCACAAUUUAUGUAUUUGUUUUAAUCUCGGGUUAGGUUAAAAUUGAAAAUUCAUGUCUGUUUUUAAAAAACGUUUUAUUCCCGUUCCGUUCCGCAUUUUAACCCCAUAUCCGUUUCGUUCCGCAUUUUAACCCCAUAUCCGUUCCGUUCCGCAUAUCCGUUCCGGUCCGCAUUUUAACCCCAUAUCCGUUCCGUUCCGCAUAUCCGUUCCGUUUCGCAUCCGCUUCCGCGUUUUAGCCUAACCCUUUUAAUCAGUACUAAAAUAUUUUGGAAUCGGUGCCUCAACCUACGGCUACAAAUUGUGCAUUUGAAUUUCUGUUAUAUCUUUCAGUUAAAAUUUUGUAUUUAUCCGAUCAAUAUCAAUUUUUUAAAUUCGGUCUACGAACUUUAUUUGUGUUUCUUGCUUAAACAUUGGAGUUUGUGAUAAGGUUUUCGUUAAAUUCCAAUUCCCAAAGUUUCCAAAUAAUAUAAUAACGUUUCCAAUUACUGUUGAUUUUGACAAUUAUUGCAAUUUUUGAUCGUCGCGACCUCAACCACAGGCGGCCCAAUCUCAGAAUGAAUGAUCAGGUGUUUCGGGUUUUUAACACGGUUUUUACAAAACAACUGAAUUUAUAGUCAACCAAAACUAUUCUAAAAACAUUCUCAAAUUAGUCAAAUAAAUACAUUUUUACAAUACAUAGUUGACAUGAUAGUCCUUUGCAUUCUUUUAAUUACUCCAUGAGCUCAUUUAGAGCGGUACGGUUGAUGUAACAUUUUCUGUGGCCUACAUUGUGUGUUGCUCCUUAUAUAUAUAAUAUAACAGUCAAAGGCUAAUCAUUGGCGGCCCGACCGCAUUGCCUUCAAAGUCAAAUAUCUCCGCUCAAAUUUGUCGUACGGCAAAACAAAUUCGAUUACAUCUUUUCACAAAGAUUUCUCUUUCUAAAUAAUAUGGUUUGAUCAUAGCUUGGGCAAAUUUAGCAACGAACGGAACCAAAAUCUCCUCAAUUUCGGAUAAUUCCAAAAUACUUAGAGCUGCUCGGGCACGAUCGUGGACGUGACGUAAUCAAUACAUAUUGACAAUACCGCCUUACAUGGGGUGGGACAGCAUCAAGCGACAAAUUAUCUCGAACUUGAUAUGCUGUCCCACCCCGCGUAAGGCGGUAUUGUCAGUAUGUAUAUUGUCAGUAAGUAUUUUGAAAAUACCCGAAAUUGUGGAGAUUUUGGUUCCGUUCGUCGCUAAAUUUGCUCAAGCUAUGAUCAAACCAUAUUAUUUAGAAAGAGAAUUGUGAAAAGAUGCAAUCGAAUUUGUUUUGCCGUACGACAAAUUUGAGCGGAGAUACUUGACUCUGAAGGCGAUGCGGUCGGGCCGCCAAUGAUUAGCCUUUUACUGUUAUAUUACAUAUAGAUGAGCACACACAAUGUAGGCCACAGAAUAUGUUACAUCAACCACUCUAUAAAUGAGCUCGUGGAGUAAUUAUACAAUAAUGCAAAGGUAUCAUACUAUCAUGUCAACUAUAUUGUAUUGUUAAAAUGUAUUACGUGCUUUAAAAUGUUUAUUUGCAUAUUUAUUGAUCAAAAUCCAAACAAAAUUUUCGCGCAUGUGUUGAAGAAGGAUGCUCUACUUCUCUGUGCAUAGCGCAUGAGAAAAAAACAACUUGAAAUCCGAUCCAUUUAAGGCGGUCCUAAGUUGAAAACAGUGUCAGUUCAGUUGUAACGUAAUUAUCGAAAGGGUAUAUUACCAUGAGCCGGAGGAACCAGUCGCCAUGACAAUGGCUUUAUAAGGCGUCAAAACCUUUUGCGACAUUUUUAUUAUGCAAAACAAGUCCUCCAGUAACAUGUAUAGCUCAUUGGCGUGGAUACACCAUUGAAAUGAAUAUGGAACGCUACCUCCAACUGGAAAUUUGAAGCCAAACUUGGCCAGUCCCAGUGUUUCACGCACGCGAAAAGCGUCCAGUCAGUCAAUCAUGAUAGAAACAUGCUUGUCUUGACCUCCAGACACGCUUGUGUGCGUGUCGCGAUUCGGCUUCAAUUAUAUUCAUGUCAAUGUGCCGGGAUACAGUACUGGGAAAAUAGCGGCUGGCGCAUGUGCAUAAUAAAAAAAUCUCAGACAAAACAUUUACUGUGGUUGAUUUGGUGUAUUUCUAAUCUGUAAUCAUGACACGUUUCCUCCAGAACCACCCACUUUCCUCCAGAACCACCUUCGAUAUAUGUUUAAAUCCGUUGAGAAACUGGGGGGGGGGGGGGUAACACUGAUCCGAUUUCAUGUCCAGCUUAUUAUUCGCAAUAACUGAAGACGCAGGCAUUCUUGACCGAUAUAAUCUUCUGAAUUUUGUAAAAUUUCACCCAGGCUCUGAAUUUAAAAGUUUUCCUGGAGGAACAUGCCCCCCUAUACAAUGUUCGCGCCUUUGGUGCACAACUUGUCAUGUCUCCCUCACAUUGUUAACCAUGUCUACGCCACUGGCCGCAUAACCAUAACGUAUAGAGUCGUAGACGCGUAAAUAGCAGACAUCAAUACUAGACUAGCUAAAGAAUUAAAUUACAACACAACAGGCGCUAGAUUCAUUCGCCGAUCUUGAAUCAGCUUUAAAGAAUACUAAAUUAACACACUAAAGACAGCAUCUGCCAUCAAGUAUAAUAAUUAUAACCUUGCUUCUACAUUAAUAUCAUUCUAUUGAUCUUACCAAACAAGAGCAAGAAGCUAGCUUUGGAAGAUCUUAUCAAGAAAGAUGAUUAUCAAUGUUUUAAAUCGAACAAUCCUAACAAGCAUUUCUGGCAAUGCUAAAAAUUAGUAUAAAAUGGCCGGUUAAGAAUUUUAAAACAGUCGUGAGGCCUUUUUAAGCGUACUAUGCAAACUUCGCGUUACUUACCUAACUAGCUAAACAAUACUAUCUCGCUAUAGAAUAAGCUUUCUCGGUUGAUAAAACACUGAAAAGAUAGUGAAAUCCAUACUAUGGACAUGCAAUGGACCAAUCCCAUGCAUAUUGAUCAAAAUUUUGAUCUCUAAUAGCCUAAACAAAAAUUUUAUCACAGCUUGAAAGAGCAGCACAAAAUUAGUAAUAUUCCAAAGUUAAUUUCGUUGCGCAAUGUCGUAAAAUGUGGAUAAUAUAGAGGGUCCUGAAGGGGUAAAAUGGGAACUGGGAUUUGCUUAUUUUUGGGUGGGAAAAUGGAAUUUCAUGCACUGGGACUGGGAUUCAUCAGCACUGAAAAAACAAUAGAAAAUGGGAAUGGGAUUAAGAUUUGCAGAGCAGGACAGCCACUGAGAUGAUGGGAUUUAGUCAAAAUUUGGGCUGUAUUACGCACGAAAGUGGUAACCAUUUCCAUUUGUGUCAUUUGUAAUUUAAAAUGACUGAAAUUGCAAAUUUUGCAGGGUUAUAUUAUCCGCAUUUUACAACAUUUCGCAACGAAACUUUGGAAUAUUACUAAUUUUGUAAUGCUCUUUCAAGCUGUGAUAAAAUUUUUGUCAAGACUUGUUGAGUUCAAAAUUUUGAUUAAUGUGGGAUUGGUCCAUUGCAAGUACGAAGACUGGAUUUCCAUACCCAUGGCCAGAAAUCACGGACAUGAUUUAUUCUACUUCCUUGCAUAUCACGUUGAAAUUAUAUGGCUUCUACAGUAAAUACCGCACUAUUGCCACUAGAAAGAAACAAAAAUGCAGAGUAGGCAGUAACUUACACGAUAUAUUUCAACAGACCGUGUACAGCCAGCAAUCGGGGCAAAUUGCAAACGACCUACUAUAUUUCUGAUUUUGCGAUUUAAAACAUCGUGUAAUAUAAUUUACUGUUUACUACCGCGAAGCCAUAUUUCAACGCCGGGUUAUGUAUUAAUGAUAUGCAAAUUGGCAAGGAAGUAGAAUAAUCAUGUCCGUGAUUUCUGGCCAUGCAUUUUCAACGAAGAUCCAUGCUACUUAACAAUUAGUCGCCUCAGGCUCCGUGAUUACAACCUACACAGCAAAAAAUCAUUUUCUUAUUAAGAAAAAAAUUCUUAAUUUAAGAAAUUAUUUCUUAAAACGAGAAACGGAUUUUCUUAAUAAGAAAAGAUUCUUAAAAUAAGAAAUAUUUCAUUGGCAAGAUAUUUUUUCUUGAAAUAAGAAAAAAGAUUAUUAACAUAUCUUGGUUUAAAUUUGUUUUCUUAAACCAAGAAUGUAUUUUCCUACGAUUUUUCAACUUCAUAUCAAUCAUUUUCUUAAGAAAAUAUGAUUUUCUUGUUUUAAGAAAUACUUUCUUAAAACAAGAAAUCAAAUUCUUAUAAUAAGAAUUAUAUUUGUUUUCUUAAAACAAGAAUAUGUUUUCUUACGAUUUUUUCAUCUUCUUAUCAAUAAUUUUCUUAAAGAAAAUAUGAUUUUCUUGUUUUAAGAAAUAGUUUCUUAAAACAAGAAAUCAAAUUCUUAAUUAAUUAAUUAAUUAAUUAAUUAAUUAAUUAAUUAAUAAGGUGGUCAUUCCCUUUAAAUUGUGAAUUUUUAAGAAAAAUAAUGAAAAAAAAUUUAUACUCUAAAUAGGUACAUUAAGUAUUAUACUUUAAGAUAACAUGUGUCUUUUGCCUACAAAAAUCCUUAUUUUUGAGAAAAUAAGGCAUCAAGAGGCUUUUUUUUUAAAUCUCCUCCAUAGCAACGCCUUAGCAACGUGUUUUCUUUCCAAAUUUGCAUGAUUAUUUCACUCACAAAGAGAUUUUUUUAAAUUCAACUUUUGAUGUAUGUUAUUUAAAGCAAUGCUGGCAAAUCUCUUUGUGAUUGGUGCAUUUUUGUCGGCAUGACAACGCACUGACUUUGCCAACCUCGAGGUCGAGUUCUCAGCAAGCUGUGUUAAAUUUGUCGUAGAAAAUCGCUGUUUUUUUGCGUUUAUAAGUCGAAACGUUUCUCUAAAAGUUUAGAAUUACCAGUCUUGUGUAGUUCUGGUUGAAAUUCGAAAUAAACAGAUGGGAAAUUCAAGAAAUCGAUCAAAAAAAAAGCGAAAGAUUCCACCGUCAAGGAAACGAUUCGUAGUCCAAGAUGGCGAACAAAUGUAUAAAGAUCCUGGCCCCUCUGCGAAGAAGAUUGGCAAAAAUACAGCAGCGCUUCGUAAUAUGUCGAAAGUUAUUGAUCAUAAUUUAAAAGAAGGAACUAUAUUUAUGGAUUUAUCCAUAUUAUUCAAUGUUUUUGAUGUCUUGAAAUGCCCAGAUUGUGGUGGUGAUAUCGACUCACAUGUUGACUUGAAAAAGAAAUGUGGAUAUUCAAACUACAUUGUGUUAGAAUGUAAAAAUAUGGAGUGUGGCUGGAAAUAUUCUUUUAAUUCCUCAAGAAAACAAGGUCGUUCCCAUGAAGUGAAUGUCAGAGCAGUCCUGGCUUUUAGGGAAAUUGGCAAAGGACAUAAUGCCAUGACUACCUUCAACAAGGUGAUGAAUAUGCCUGCUCCACCCACCCGACGGAACUUCACAAAAAUACAAAACGAGAAAGUUUUGCCAGUUGUGCAGAAGUUGGCUAAUGAUAGCAUGGUCAACAAUGCUUAUAACAUCAGAGAUGACAGUGGAAAUGAUGAUAGAGAAUGUGGAGUGUCGAUUGAUGGGACAUGGCAGAAGAGAGGAUAUUCGUCGCACAAUGGGGUUGUUACGGUGAUCUCCUUGGAUACACAGAAAUGCCUGGAUGUCGAAGUGCUAUCAGACAAAUGUCAGCAAUGCCAAAAGUGGGGGAAAAGGAUUCAAGAUCCAAGGUAUAAUGCAUGGAAGGCAUCCCACAAGUGCAAGAUCAACCAUGAAGGAAGUGCUGGUAGCAUGGAAACAGCUGGGGCUGUUAGAAUUUUUGAACGGUCGCUUGAUACGCGAGGGCUGAAGUAUACCAAAAUGCUUGGAGAUGGUGAUUCCUCUACCUACAGCACCAUUGUUGAAAGGGAGCCAUAUGGGGAGGAUUGCAUUCCAGAGAAAUUGGAGUGCAUUGGCCACGUUCAGAAGAGAGUCGGAAGUCGUUUACGGAAAUUGAAGACUUCUAGCAAGGGAUUGAAAUUGGCUGAUGGCAAAGGCUUGGCUGGUAAAGGCAGACUGACAGAUGCUAAAAUAGACAUAUUGCAAAACUAUUAUGGUCUGGCAGUCAGAGAAAACCUGGAUAGUGUUGAGAAUAUGGCCAAGUACAUUGAAGCAUCUCUUUACCAUGUUGCGUCAACUGCCGAGAAUCCACAGCAUCAUCUUUGCCCAGAAGGAGAGGACAGUUGGUGUGGGUAUAACAAAGACAAGGAGGGAUACAAGCACAAGAAUGGAAUUCCAAGCUGCAUUGUUGAGCUGAUUAAGCCUAUAUACAAGGACCUUAGUAAUCCUGUCUUGUUGAGUAAAUGUACCCAUGGCUUGACGCAGAAUGUCAACGAGUGUCUAAACGGGAUGAUCUGGGAUAGAUGUCCAAAGACUGUUUAUGUUGAGCAAGAAACUGUGGCUCUUGCCACUUACCUGGCCAUCUUAAAAUUUAAUGAUGGUGACAUUUCUUUGUUGAAGUUGUUUUCUGACCUGGAUAUAACUCCUGGUAUAUUCUCCGGUAAAGGCGCUGAAGAUUCCGACGGUUCAAGAAUUAAACUGUCGGCAAAGAAGAGCACAGAGAAAGUGAAGAACAGAAGGAAAUUAUUGAGACACCAAAGGAAACACUAUGUUGACAGUCUUGAAGACAAAGAAGGUGUUUCCUAUGAGACAGGUGCAUUCUAGGCAACAAAAUAAUGAACAACAACUUUGAAACACUAUUUUCUGAAUUUAACAGUUUUGUCGGUACAUUAAGUUUUUGAGAUAGCAUAAUUUUUUGAAUAUUUAUUGUGAGAGGUUGAAAUUUGGUAUAUUUAUAGCCAUUAACAUAAUCUAGUGCCUGAUCAUUUUUAUUUUCAAUAUACUUCAUUAAAGAUGCAUAAAUGGAGUUUAAUUAUCUAAUUAGGCAUAAAAAAAUGCUUUUUUCCUAAUAUUUGGAUUGUUUAGAAUUUUUUUUUGGUAAAAUUGUUUAAAAGUGAAAAUAAAAAUGGUCAAGCACUAGAACUUGUUAUAAGCUUUCCAAAUAUAUGUCAUUUAUGUUGUUCUGAUUAAUUGUGUCUGCUGUAUCUGGAUUCAUGCGACGCCAUUUUUUGGCUAAUUAGUCGGCGGCCAUAUUGGAUAAUUAGUGUAAUUAAUGAGUAACCAAAUUUUUUUUUAAAAUUUUUUAUUUUAAUCACUGUGCACCUUCAAAAAAUGUUUUUGCAAAGUUUUUACCUUGUAAAAUAAAAAAAAUUGCUCUGAAGGGGAAUGACCACCUAACAUAAGAAAUUAUUUCUUAAAUGUUCUUGAACGGAAAGAAAAUUUAAAAUUUGUUAAAAUUUAACUACAGGAACUAUAGAAUGGCAUUCAAUUCUGGUGUUUAAAGACAUAUAUAACAUAUUUUGUAUAUAGAUUCAUUUUAAUUGUAUAACCCUUAUUUCUAGAAUAAUCUGCAUAUGUAUUACAGGGACCCAACCACGUUCCAUACACAGGGACCACGGAGCCUGUUUUGAAGUGUGUGUGUGUGGGGGGAGGGGCAGGAUAGCACGGACAAUAGCUCACCCAGGCAGGCUGGAUUUUAUACGGCCAUGGCCCAGGCCCACGCCUUCCCCUGUUCCGCGGUCCCUGCAUUUUUGCAUGCUCAGGAGAGAAUUCGCAACUCGGAAUUAAUUGCGGCUGAUUAAUUAAACAUAAGAAUUCUCCUCUAUCGUAGUAUCUUUGUUAAUUAAUUUGUUAAGGGGGGGGGUACACAUGGAAUCAUUUAAAAUCAUUUUUUGAGCUAAAUAGUUACUGUGUGUUUUUAACCACCUCACUAUAAUUUUCAGCUUGGUUGCCAUGGUAACGAAAGGCAGAAUCCUUCAUAUUUUUCAUGUUUUUACCAAUAUACUGCUGUCCCUCCCCUCCCUAAUAUAAAAUAAUGAUACAGGCUCAUCUCUAGAUGAUUUUGCAGCGGAUUUACGUGGCGAUUAUGCGCAUAGAUGCGUUUUUUUGAGAACUAGUGAUUCAAACAGAACAAACUCGAAAAUGUGUUCCAAUAUUUAAUAAAUAUUGAUCACUUUUGUGUAUAUAUUUCUUAACAUAUGGUUGAAAAUAACUAAUAAUGGUUCACAGAAAACAUUAAAACGAAACUUUAUUCACUGGGGUGAAGAAAUGCACUAUAAAGACGACGAUAAAACGUGAACACAUUCAGGCAAUAAUCGGCCAUUAUUUCAAAUAUGGGCAUUCAAUGCCAAAUAUUAACAGUCAUCUUCGAUUUGGAUUCUUGGGCAUCUUAUAAACAGAUCUUCAAACGUUUGUUCUGAUGAACUUAAAAGUUGUGGAUGUACGUAUUUUUCUAUCAUUGAAUGAUUGAUUCUAGUAUACAAUAACUCGAAAAUGUUAAUUAAUAAUAUAAUUAGUAAUUAUUGCAAAUUUGCAAUAUUAUGAUAUCAAGAGAUCGAUUUUCUCUACCCAAUUUUGGUACAGAUAUCAAUACAUUAUUUCUUGCUUCAUUGUUAUAAUUACAUGUCAAGGUGUACCAAGUUUGCAUGAGAGCUUGUUUUGGGACGAAUAUGUUUACCGAGUGUACCACUUGCAGCAAUAGGAUAAGAAUACAGUUACAGACAAUGUUAUCUUACAAAAUCAUGUAAUUUGGUAUUGAAAAUUGAUUCACGCAUACAAAAAACUGUGGUAAAUGUUGGUCUGCAUGUUCCUUUGGUAAGCACGAUGAGUGGAGUGUGCAUCUCAUUAAGCGGCAAGCUGUUACAAUGUUUCUACCCGCCUAAGGCGCAAGCAAUAUGGCGAAUAUGUGAUUGAAUUCAAGAGCUUUCACCAAAAUGGCAAUAUCUCGGAAACAGUUGCAUAAAAAAAUCUGAUCUUUUCAACCAAACAUUAGUGAUAUAUGAUUGACCAAAUUUAGUUUAAAUGACUUUGCAUACCUACAUAUAUCAUUAGUUUUUUCAAUGAGAAUUUUUAUUUGUAAGGCAGUGACACUUUGUUUUUCAUGUCACUCAUCACCUAAAGGGGCAAUAUCUCCAUAAAUUUAUAUAAAAACCAAAAAAAAAUCAUUUACUAAAUUAGUACAUAUCUAUAUUAUAACCAAUUUUCCUCUUUUGGGAUAUGAAUUAGAAAACGAUCAAAAAUUAUAAAAAAUACUCAUUUGGUUUUUUUGGGCAAGAUAUUUACAACACGAAAUUUAGAACAGUAACUAAGUGUUCAAAUUCAACAAAAUGUGCAAGCCAAAACACAGUGCUUGUUCAUCUUUGGAGUUUUUAAUUACCUCAAAUAUAUUUAAAAGGACAUAUGGUACUAGAAUUUAUUUAUUUUCAAUAUAAACCAAGGAUGGGAAGGUGAGAAAAUAGGAACUUUCUGAGGUGUUUUUAACACAGACAAUGACAGCCGACAUUUUCAAAGGCAAAUUGCGGUGACAAAACCAAAAGUUAUUCACUUCUCUACUCAAAGCACUGAAAAACACCAUAAAGAGAAAAAUAUUUUAAACAUACAUCAGGUAAGCCUUUUAGCUCAAUUUUCUCAUGUUUCUGUUUGGAAAGAAACGGUUUUUAGCCAAAAUUAUUUUGCGCGCCAAUGUAGGCUGCUAUAAAAUGUCAGACACGCGUUCUCUUUUGAAGUCUGGCUCUGAAAAACAAUCGCUUUUUUUAGUUUGAAAUAAGCUUUCAUAAGGACUAAUUGUGUAGAAAUGUUAUCUGUAUGCUCAAAUGAAAAAGAUAACCUAAUAGUCAGGUAUUCAACAUAGCUAUAAAAGGGUGAAAUAAGGACUUUCAUCUUUGGUUGUUUGUCAGACAUGAGAAACCACAUUAGUGCCAUUUUGUCGCGCGUGCUAUUUUAUAAAAUAAACACCUCAAAACCAUAAACUUUUAGUUCAGAAAAUAACAAAGUUUCCCAUACACAUUAGUAAAAAUGUUCUAGUGAAGCGAUUUCAUGAUAAAUAAGUGAGCUAUGGGCCCAAAAGAACUGCUAAACUAUGUUUUUGUUAGGACUUCAAUUUCAUGGCUUCCCGCAAAGGAAGCCAUUUCAGAGAGAAGCGGCAUUUUGCAAGCAACGGUCGCGACCUAUUUUUGAUAACUUUUCCUUCUGAUUCAACGUGUAGUUACUAGAAAAUGAGGUUGCAUCAACAUUAUUAUCUGCUUUAUCGAUUUAAAGUUUUAUGGGGAUAUAAAACCCAAUAGAAAAUGCGUUUUAAAAGCUUUAGAACUCAAGUGCAGACUUUUUGAAAAUUCGCACGCGGCCAGCAAGCGCACUAAUUCAAUACACUUAUUUUAAACCACAAUAUGUCUGAAACGAGUUGUCGUUUUAAGACUAAAUUAAUGAAAAUAGAUAUAACAGUGAUUUUGGAGUAUCCUACUUACUUACUGUAAUUUAAUACUCGAAGUAUUCUUGCCAAAAAGGGCACGUACGCACAUAGUAAUUUAAUCUGGUGUCGUUUGAAACAUACUUUAGCUAAAAUAACAACUUGAACAAGAAGACCAACAAUGGGGUUACGAAAACAGUCGAAAUUGUGUCCAAAUUUGCAUAAACAGUUCGUCUAAAAAGAUAACUUUAAACUAGAUUCAACCAACUUUAAUACGGUCGAAUUUUGUGAGUGUUUGAUCGCAUAUUUCUACUCAAAAAUACCCUUAAAAAUAUCGUAUCUGCUCACUUGAGUUCCGUGUUCAUCUUUCUUGUGAUUUCCGACUUCUACUUUUAAUAAAGUUUGGAGAAAUCCUCAUCUUUUUGGCUGAAAAUCUCGCGGAUGGACACUUGGCCCCAAAACGUCAAUACAUUCGCUUUCCUUUCAUGCCAAAUUUUCGUUGUAAAUGAUUCAAAAACCUCUUCUUUCUUCGCUUUUAAAACUUGCUGUAAAACCAUUUUUUGCAACAGUUUCGCCAUUGUUCAUUAUUUUUGAAAAACUAAGGUUUUAAACUUGAAAAACUUUGCGAGUUUUUGGCCGAUUUUCUUGCAUGAUACACCGUUGAAAAGCUCGAAUUUCACGUUCUAUUUUCGUAUCCGUUGCUAGGCAACCCGAUAAACACGUGCUCAAAUAUCAUGCCCGCAAGUUAAGGAGUCAUGUUAGGGCGCAUUCCGGCGCAUUGCCGCUUACCCCCUUGCCAAUCUCAGGGCGCAUUCGGGCGCAUUGCCGCUUAAUGAGUAAACAUCCUUGUUACCAGCAAGAGGGUUCGGCAAAGAAAACUAUGGAAAAUUUAGCUAUACCAAUAGAGUCAUUUAAGUUAACACACAGGAACAUCUUUUAAACCAAACAUCAAACUGCAGGAAAAACUAAGUUUGCUCUUAAAAGACAAGAAACAGGUCAGAAAGUCUAACCGCCAGACAUCUGAAAAAACAACAGACGUCGACAGGUGGAGCAGCUCCAAAAGAAAACUGAGAGAAGAAGCUCUAUGAGAAGCAGAAGGGACAACCUAUGAGGCUGGAGGCUUCUGAAGUGCUAAAAGUACUUCUAAUGACAAAAAAUUAGGCUAAAGUCCCUGAAACCUGUCAGGAACAGCUCGAACAGUUGUUUAAAAACUUUAACACUUGUUUUCUCGGAAUGUACAUUUUCCGUCUUUGAGAAAAGAUAUCUCAUGAUGUAUUUAACCAAUUGUCCUGAAAUUUUCAGGGCUUAUUCUUUUAUUAGAGCUGUCUUAAUUAAGCAUAGGAAAUUUCUGUAUCUUGUGUAGAAUACAUUUUAUGGAAAAAAUAUUAUCGAAAAAACCUAUGUUAACUUUGUACCUCUGCUGUGACCACUAGAUUUAUCAUACAAAAAAGUUCUAUGCUCAUUUAAGAUAAUGAUGCCUAUACUACUUACUGAUAAAAUUUCUUAAAAUUCCAAGCAAUUUAUAAGCAGAUAUCUUUUCUCAAAUGCACCCUAGUUUUGCACAGCAUGUGGUAUGAUUGCCGGCCUGGUGUCAGGUUACAAAGGACGUUAGGUACUAGUGAUUAGUAUUUUUAGUUUCUAUAGGUCAUAAGCUUUCUACUGAUAUAUAGUUUGUCAUAACUCUGGUGAAUAUCUUUAAAAUUACAGCCAUUUCAAAAAUGGCCAUCAAUCCAUGUGUACCCCCCCCCCUUAAGUUAAAUCUAGGAUGGAUUUACUGGGGGGAGGUGAGGUGUGUAAAGAAAAGUCAAGAAAGGGGUCCCAAUUUCCCCAUCUCGGGGGCCCCGGAAUGCUGGAAUUGUGGAACUUGUUAAAUAUUACCGAAUAUUCUGAAACAUUGAGGUCGAAAAAGGUCUGAAAAAGAAAGUUGAUUUUGAGGUGCCCCCCAACCGCUCUCCUAGAUCAUGCUGGAUCCAUCCCUGAGGUAAAUUUGCGAAAAAUAUUGUGUUUUAUUUUUAUUAAAAUGCUACAUUUGCUCCCCUCCUGCAGGAAAGAAGAUAUCUUUCACCUGCAUUCCGUCGCCCCCUGAUACCAUACUAUACAUUCUAAUUUACAUUCUAAAGUUUGAAUUUUUCUCGUGUUUUAUUUAAUAAUUGCAGAAAAUUUUCUUCACAUUUUCUUCACGAUAAUGUAUUAUAGAUAAAAUUAACAGUCAAUAACUGAUUGAAAAUGCAGACAUGCAAGUAGCAAUAGUUCGCGCAUUGCCUGGGGGCCUGGUGCCUAGUUAACGUAUCAGAGCGUGAAGGUUCAUGGGAUAGCGCAAUCUCGUUCCCCGAGCCUGCGAUCCUCGGGAAGGAAUCGAAGGCUCUGGGAUAAUCCGUUACCGGAAGCCAAGAAUCAUGGCUAAGAUUGAACUACGCAUUCCAUUUCAAUGGCCAAUCAGAUUCCUCCCUGAAACGGAUUAUCCCAGAGCUUCGCGUUCCUUCCCGAGGAUCGCAGGCUCGGGGAACGAGAUUGGGGAUAGCGUCGUUUCAAAUUUUUUGUGCUAUAAAGUGCUAACUGAAUUCCAGUUCAUAUAAGUGGCGAAGCCAGCGUCGUGUGAGUGGUCAUGCAAACGAGCGCCGAAGGCGUGAGACAUCCUAGGGGGGUCCGGGGGCAUGCCCCCCCGGAAAAUUUUUGAAAUAUAUACCCCAGAAACGCCAUUUGCAGCAAUCUGAGCAUCCAAUUUCAGAAAAUAUCUUGAUCUAAUGACGGGAAAAUAUGUGGAUAUUUUGGCAUAUUUCAGACAACAAUAAUGAAGAUCGACACAAAAAUAGGAAAUCUGUGGUCUGCAGUUCCGCUAAUUAUAGUCAUACCGGCAAUUGUGCAUUUCUUUUCGAUCAGAAAAUAUUACAUGCAUGUUCUGUAUUAUCAUAGUCUGUAUAGACUACCUAAUUGCUAUCCCCUUGUAGUAUUCCAACGUGAAGUCUGAAGAGUUUUCACAUUUCCAGAACUAGAUACAAUUUUAUCCACAUAUACUAACGGAAUAUAAUGACAAAUAGCUGCUAAUACAGUCAGUAUAAUCUAGAAUAUAGGUAUAAUAUGCAGGACUUGGAAAAUAUAACGCAUGAGCCUUGAUCAAUUUCCUUAAUUUAAAAUCAAUCGCCCAAUUAUUACAAUAUUACAUACAGAAUUAAUGAAUUAAGCAUUAUCAGAUGUUGAGUAGAAGACGUAGAAGUUUUACUGUCAGUUUUAUAGCCGAAUUCUGCAUUCAUAUCGAUUAUUGGCUAUUGCCAAUAUUGGAUAUUUUCGAACGCACGGGGAGUAUGUACCAAAUGGUAAAUACAAUUUAACAAUAUAUAUUGAAAUUUCUUUGUUUGUUUCACAAACAAGUAUAUAUCAAAUAAGUUGCUAAAUCACUAUUGCUAAAAUGUUUGUGUUGCGUGUUGAAAUGUAUAAGCUUUGCAGCGCUAUUUAUAGAACUACAUUGUUUACUACAUUGACCUCGACAUUGACAUUGUAUUUCAUAUAAUAGCGUUCGAUGCUUUAUACGCCUAUACUCGGGUUGAAGGCUUAAAUAUUCAAGACAAAGUACAUGUAACAAUAACUAAAUAUUUAGGCUAAAUAAUUACUUAUAUUUAGCCUAAGCCUGACUGGCUAAGCCAUUCUUUCUUUGAAUACCACGACAUUUGAAGACCUUCCCGAUCGGGCAUGUCGAAAGAUCUGGCGUUUGUCUCUGCUUAUAAACAAUAAUAUUCUGCUCAGCAGAAAAUGGUUUCUUCACCAAUUCCCAAACAAUAUCGUUAGCUUCGAGUAAAGAAGAAGUCGACAUGCUUGAAUGACCUGAAGACGUGUUCAUUCAGGCUGAAAGCUUCGAGCUAAGAGGCUGUGAUCAGGUUGUGUUGCCCGUUUAGUCAUGCAAAUCGAAAAUUGCAUGACCAAGGCGUCAAAAACAGCCUCAUUGCGCGUGCGCGAACGUCGUAAGCCAAUCAGAAACCAACAAACCUAAUAUAAAAUAAUACAGCUAGUCAUGAAAUUUUGAAAGUGCAUGACCAAAACACACAGCGAGCAAACCACGCAGCAAUCAUACGCAAUCUUUUUCCACGCGCUUACGCAACCGGUCAUGCAUGUGAAAAAUGCAGGACCGCUCAGUUGCCAAGGUAACAAAGCCAAAAUCAAUCAACAUACGAGAAUAUUUAGCAAGAAUAUCGCCUAAAGACCAUUGAUUUGGGUAAACAAAAUAAUAAAUAAAAUACUUAGGCGUAGAAGUGCAAAGAUAAAGUAUAAUUCUAUUGUAAACAAUUAUACUGAACUGAUUUUUAAACAUUUUGGGGGAAAUUUUUAGUCAUGCACUGCAUGACCUGCAUGACCGCUGGCUUCGCCACUGUUGAUAUAUGUAUAUUAAUAUACUAACCGCGACAAUCAAAACUUAAUGUUUAAAAUUGAAAUUUCAUUUCAUUAAAUUAGAGUGGAUGAUGGUGACAAGGAGCAAGCAGCAGAAACAGGUGUAACGGAAAAAACAAAAACACCAGCUUCCUACGGGCAUCCAACCAAUUUGAAUAUCCGUUUCUGGGACCUACCCGGCAUCGGAACGCCAGAUUACCCCAAUCUUCCAACUUUCUGCCAAAAAGUUCACAUUGAAAAGUACGAUACUUUUCUGAUAAUCACCGCGAAGAGGUUCACAGAAUAUGAUCUACAGUUAGCUAAGAAAGUUGAAUCCAUGGGAAAGUCUUUUUUCUUUGUUCGCACCAAGAUCGAUAACGACAGGAGAUCUGAGUUGCGAAAGAAGGGAUUCAACGAAGAGAAGAUGCUGAAAAAGAUUAGAGAUGAUUGUGUUGAAAAUUUGAGAAACUUCAGCUUUGGCGAAGAAAAAAUUUUCCUGGUUAGUAAUCAUAAUCCAGCUAAGUGGGAUUUCCAUCGUUUGGAAGAAGCAAUCUUGGAACAGUUGCCAGCCAAGCAGAAAGAGGCGUUAACCUUAACCAUGCGCACUGACUCAAAAGUUAUUUUGAGAGAAAAAAUUAAACUCUUGAAAGGUAUGUAUGACGACAUUCAAGGCAACCAGGUAAAAUAUCAAUGAGACAUGUGUUCUUCGUUACUCAGGUUUGAAUAAAUGAAUGAACAUUUGCUAAACGUUUGUACUUCAGUCUAUAUGUAGCGUCUAGAACAGCUCUGACGAAAGCGAAAUGUUCAAAUGUGG